CUGAGUUUCACCUGAGAACGAAAUAAGCUCAAGUGCUGAAACACUCUUCGAGGAACUACUUUUACUUUGGACUCUCUCUUCUUUUGAAGGGUCAUAAUGGAGCCUGUAUGCACAAGUAUGGGGCUAAAGGUGGCUGUGCUGUUGGUGCUAACAAUUCUGCUGAAGACAGAUGUAAUGGAGGCGCUGGACAUAACAUCCUCAGGGCCACAAACCAUUCAAAAGGCCCAAGGGGUGACAGUCAACCUGGGGUGCACUUUCACCCCCAGCCCCCAAGACACAGGCGAUUUGGACAUUGAGUGGUCCGACCUCAGCCCUGACAUGACGCAGAAGGACCAACUGAUAAUGUCCUAUACCGGGGGUCAGACUCACUACUACGGCGACCCCGGCCGCUCCAAAAGGCUCCGCUUCACAGGGGACCCCAAAGUGGGGGACGCCUCCGUCUCCAUCGCCAAUGUGAAGCUCUCAGACACAGCCACCUACCAAUGCAAAGUGAAGAAGGCACCAGGUGUCGACACGCGGAAAGUCACUCUGGUGGUAAUGGUUCCCCCCUCAGUGCCAAAGUGCUGGGUUGAUGGUGGCGAAGAGAAAGGGGGGCCCGUCUCCCUCCGCUGUGAAUCAUCUGUAGGAACCAAUCCUCUCAGUUAUACUUGGAGAAGAGAGAGCGGGGGUGCAAUGCCGGCCACUGCAACCCAAAACGAACAGUCUGGGGAGCUGUUGAUAAGUAACCACACAGACAACAACGUUGGAAGUUAUGUGUGUGAGGUGAAAAACGCUGUGGGCAAAGAACAGUGUAAAUAUGAGCUGCAUGCAUACAACCCAACCAAUAAGGUGGGUGUGAUAGUCGGGGCGGUGAUCGGGGCUCUGCUGCUGCUGCUGCUCCUGCUGCUUCUCAUCUGGCUCCUGAUCUGCUGCUGCCACAAGCGUCGCUAUGAGAAGGAGGUCGCCAAUGAAAUAAGGGAGGACGUCCAGGCCCCAGACAGCCGACCCACCAGCAGGAACUCCAGCUUGCGCUCAGUGCUGGGGUACCGCACUCACCCUGGGGUGGUCUACAGCUCCGUGAGGAACCCCCUGCCCAAUUUCAGGGAAUCCGGCCGCAGUGCAAUCUACACAAAAGGGAAUGAUGGGAAGUCACCAACUGCCACUACAGGCGACAAACCUGCUCAGCUCCAGUACGACCAUCGAUACGGGUACCCUGUGUAGCUGCACAGACUUCCUGUCUUUGGUAUAAAGCUGAAGAAGAGACUUUUAAAGAUUCUUUACGUGAAGAAUGUAAAGAAUGUACAGUAUGUUUGUGACAAAUGGUGCAAAACACUAUAUUUAACUGGAGAACAAUGGGAGUGCUGGUAUAUAUCUACUGGGGACUCAUACAAUCUUACCACAGCCUUAGGACAAAUAUAAAUCUGCAGCUGGGUUGACUUUCAUGCUAAUCUGAUUCUAUACACAAUUUCACUAAUGGUAAAGCAACUCAACCGAAACACAACCACAAUGGAAGUGAGUGAUAACGGAUGUCGACAAAGACAACUGACAGUCCGAUCGUCCGUUGUGGGAUCUCCAAACACCUGUGCCCUAACACCUUAAAAAGACAAGCAUGUCAUUUUAAUCGGUGACUUGACUUCAAUGGGUUUUUACAAGUGGCAGCUCACUUGACCACAGUGAGUAACUCUACGUGUUUUGUUGUCUACAUGUGUAGCUUUUGUAGUUCUGUUAUGGCUUUUAGAUUUGUGUUGUGGCUUUUACCUUUGUGUUUUGCGUCAGUGCACUUGUGUGAGAUGUCUCGGCCACUGCCUUUGUAAGUAAGAAUAGUUUCUCAUAAUCAAAGUCAUUGUUACACUGAUUAUCAAUUAAGCUAAAACCUUUUGUGAAUGUACAUACUAAGAAACUUGUAUUAUUAUUAUUUUUUCAUGCAUAUGCAGCUCAAUUUGUUGAGUACUUUUUUAAAUAAGACAAAUAAGAACAAAACACAGUAGAACAAUAUUUGAAAGAUGCAGGAUGUGAAAACUGUGAAAACUUAACUUAAUCCAAUAUGAUCAAAUAUCCAAAUACCACUUAAUUAGAGAGUCAAUCAGUGUUUUUAAGAGUUCGGAGAAUUCAUUAAAACUAAAAUCUGUGUUUCCAUAUCACCCAGUGAGGAAACUGGAUACUUUCGGAGAUGUUACUGAUCAUAAUAAAUUACUGAACUACUCACGAGUCAGAAUCCUGGCAGUCUUUGAAGUCAAUUUUUCAUAUAAUUUUCUUUGUGUGAAUUUUCCCUCUGGAAGUUUUCUAUAGAACAAAUUGCUGUAAACUUGCUUGUGUUUGCAUUGUGUGUUUGCAGCCAGUAAACUAGUCAUUAGACUAACAGCUGGUAGUUCAGUCACUAACCAUCAGCACGAUGCCUGCAGCCUCGCCUUGCUUCAAAACAGCCUGUGUUGGCCUGAGUCCAUCUUCAAACUGUGUGUUGAAUUAAUAAGAGGUGCUAGAAGGGGUUAAUGUUGGUGGGACCCCAGUGAUACAUUUCUGCCCAGGGCCUGUAUUAAGGGCAGGGGCAGGUUGAGGGUGGGCAUUUAUUUGGGAACAGUGUUAAUAUUUCAUAGGAUUACAAAUAAUAAUAAUAAGAAUCAUUAAGGCUUUAAAUAUUUCACUUGCCAGCCUUGCAAGUUUUAAAGUAGUUUUACACUAAAGCUACACACACACAGCACUCACAAACACUGUAUCUGCCUCUACUGUGUUUGUCUUGUCAGUCACUUUUUGUGUGCACAUGUCAACAUCUAUAUCCUUCUGUUUGUUCAAUUCAAUCCCAAGCUGUUAUUUUCCACUGUGUUUUUAUUCUUCAUUGGAUAUGGAAAAUAUUUUCUAUUUUUAUUUUUCAUGUUUCAUGAGUCCAGUCUGGCAUGUGUUUAACUGUUGAAUGUAAAAUAAAAGUGUUUGUAAUACCAGUGCAAUAAAG
Molecule: messenger RNA, 2926 nt
Organism: Paralichthys olivaceus (Japanese flounder)
Lineage: Eukaryota; Metazoa; Chordata; Actinopteri; Pleuronectiformes; Paralichthyidae
Gene: vsig8b
Product: V-set and immunoglobulin domain containing 8b
Source: RefSeq, a predicted model, not a curated record